Dioscorea cayenensis subsp. rotundata (Guinea yam) is the source of this 1334-nucleotide messenger RNA. RefSeq names its product GDSL esterase/lipase At2g04570-like. NCBI's taxonomy places the organism in Eukaryota, Viridiplantae, Streptophyta, Magnoliopsida, Dioscoreales, Dioscoreaceae. Gene Ontology annotation, molecular function: hydrolase activity, acting on ester bonds. The record is from RefSeq and is a predicted model, not a curated record.
GUUGAUCAACCACUUCCACCCAAACUCUUCAAAUUCUCAUUCUCAAUCUCAAACAAAUCAAGUGUACAUCUUCUUCAAAUUAAAAAUGAGUCUAAAAGUGUGCUUGCAACACAUGUUACUAGUGCAUCUUCUUUUCUGCUUCACUCAAAUUACUACAGCAAGUGUUUCGGCAAUCAUUGUUUUCGGAGACUCAACUGUUGAUGCCGGAAACAACAAUCAGCUUCAAACGAUGGCCAAGAGCAACUUCGAGCCUUACGGUCGUGACUUCAUCGGCGGGAAGCCGACCGGAAGGUUCUGCAACGGUCGGCUUGCCACUGACUUCAUCUCCGAGGCCUUCGGUCUUCCUCCAAUUAUUCCGGCUUAUCUCGAUCCUACAUUUACUAUCCAAAACUUCUCCACCGGCGUCUCCUUUGCCUCAGCUGCCAGCGGUUACGACAAUGUCACCGCCGAUGUCUUGUCAGUCAUACCUUUAUGGAAACAAAUGGAAUACUUCAAAGAUUACCGAAGAAAACUAAUAGCCUUCCAAGGCCUAAUAAAGGCGAGAAAGACACUGAAGAAUGCCCUCUAUGUGAUGAGUUUAGGUACCAAUGAUUUUCUAGAGAACUACUACACAACACCGCGACGUUAUCGCCAGCAACCUGUAGAUCAGUACGAGAAUUUUCUUGUCGGCAUUGCCCAGAAAUUUAUCAUCAAACUUUAUCGUCUUGGUGCCCGGAAAAUCGACCUCACCGGCUUACCUCCCAUGGGUUGCUUACCACUAGAAAGAGCCACAAACUUCUUCUCUGCAAGUAACUGCAACGAGGACUACGACAUUGUAGCUAACCAAUUCAACAUCAAACUCCAAAACUUGGUGACGAAACUUAAUCGACAACUACUUGGCUUGGAAUUGGUAUACGCGGAUGUAUAUACUCCGUUUGCAAAAGUAGUGAAUGAUCCAAUUUCAUAUGGAUUUGAUAACGGAGAAAGAGGAUGUUGUGCAACAGGAUUAUUCGAGAUGGGAUAUAUAUGUAAUACAAGAAAUCCGUUUACUUGUAUCGAUGCGAACAAGUAUGUUUUCUGGGAUGCAUUUCACCCGACAGAACGGAUGUAUUCCAUCAUCGCCGAUCAUUUGAUGAAGACAAGUUUAGGUGCAUUUUUGUGAAUGUUUUUUUGUCAUGAGAAAUAUGCUUGUUUGAAUGAAUUUGUGUUCACGCAUUUAUUCAAGCAAGCCUGUGUUGUUAAUUAGUACUAUGUGUCCUAUAGUUAGCGCAUGUAUGAGAAUCAAAGGGAAGCUAUAUGAAUAAGCUAGUUUACACUUUGUGUUGUCAUUAAAAUUUAUCUUUUAAAAUGUUUUA